CUAAAUGGUCACUUCAAAGUGGAGAAAAACACACACGGUUGGUUCAUUCUCUCUCUUUUCUUUUUCCUCAAAAAGUUGAAAAAGAAUAAAGGGGGAGCAAUCGAGUGAAGUUGUUGCUCUUCAAUAGUAAACUUACCUAUGGAAGAGGGAAGGGUUGUGAGUGAGUACACAAAAGAUGGAACUGUGGAUCUUAAAGGGAAACCCAUUCUCAAAUCCAAAAGUGGUGGUUGGAAAGCAUGCUCCUUUGUUGUUGUGUACGAGAUAUUUGAAAGAAUGGCUUAUUAUGGAAUAUCAUCAAAUUUGAUACUGUAUCUGACAAGGAAGCUUCACCAAGGCACUGUGACCUCUUCCAACAACGUCACCAAUUGGGUUGGCACCAUUUGGAUAACUCCUAUCUUAGGAGCCUACGUUGCCGAUGCUCAUCUUGGUCGCUUUUGGACUUUUCUCAUUGCCUCAGUCAUCUAUUUAUUGGGUAUGUCUCUACUUACGCUAUCGGUGUCCCUUCCAAGCCUAAAGCCACCAGAGUGCCAUGAAUUGGAUGUGACAAAAUGUGAAAAAGCCUCCACACUACAUCUAGCUGUGUUCUAUGGUGCACUCUACACUCUUGCACUAGGAACCGGUGGAACCAAGCCAAACAUUUCCACAAUUGGUGCUGACCAAUUUGAUGACUUUGACUCCAAAGAGAAGAAGCUCAAGCUCUCCUUCUUCAAUUGGUGGAUGUUUAGCAUCUUCAUUGGGACCCUCUUUGCAAAUUCUGUUCUGGUCUAUAUACAAGACAAUGUGGGGUGGACUCUUGGGUAUGCUCUUCCCACUCUUGGACUUGCAAUAUCAAUCAUCAUAUUCUUGGCAGGCACACCCUUUUAUAGACACAAAUUGCCCACGGGGAGUCCAUUCACUAAGAUGGCCAAGGUCAUAGUGGCUGCUAUAAGGAAAUGGAAAGUGCAUAUUCCUAGUGACACUAAAGAACUUUAUGAGCUUGAUUUGGAAGAGUAUGCCAAGAGAGGGAGAGUCAGAAUUGAUUCCACUCCAACCUUGAGGUUCCUCAACAAGGCAUGUGUCAACACCGAUUCAAGUACUAGUGGAUGGAAGCUAAGCCCUGUUACCCAUGUGGAGGAGACCAAACAAAUGCUAAGAAUGAUCCCAAUCUUGGCUGCUACAUUGAUCCCUAGUGCAAUGGUUGCACAAAUAGGUACCCUUUUUGUGAAGCAAGGGAUUACACUUGACAGAGGCAUUGGCAGCUUCAAUAUACCCCCGGCAAGUUUAGCCACAUUUGUGACUCUAUCCAUGCUUGUAUGUGUGGUGCUCUAUGACCGUUUCUUUGUCAAGAUCAUGCAAAGGUUUACCAAGAACCCUAGAGGGAUAACCCUUCUCCAAAGGAUUGGAAUUGGCCUCAUAAUCCACAUAGUGAUUAUGGUGAUUGCAUCUCUAACUGAAAGGUAUAGACUUAGAGUGGCCAAAGAACAUGGGCUAUUAGAAAAUGGAGGACAAGUUCCUUUGAGCAUUUUCAUCUUGCUUCCUCAAUAUGUUCUUAUGGGAGCAGCUGAUGCGUUUGUCGAGGUUGCCAAAAUCGAGUUUUUCUAUGACCAAGCCCCAGAAAGCAUGAAGAGCCUUGGCACUUCCUAUUCAAUGACUACCUUAGGCAUUGGGAAUUUCCUAAGCACUUUUCUUCUCACAACAAUUUCACAUGUCACCAAGAAACAUGGCCACCGAGGAUGGGUUUUGAACAACUUGAAUGCUUCUCAUCUUGACUACUACUAUGCACUUUUGGCCAUACUAAACUUGGUGAACUUCGUAUUCUUCAUGGUUGUGACAAAGUUCUAUGUGUAUAGAGCUGAAAUUUCAGAUUCCAUAAAAGUGCUUGAGGAAGAGCUCAAGGAAAAGACAUCAAACCAGGUGAUUCCAAGAGAUUAAUUAGAUAUUUGAAAGUAGAAGAUGUGAUAUAUGUCAGCCAAAAUUUCAGAAACAUGCAUGAUGCUUGGGAUGGUUUAGAUAAUUUGAAGCCAUUUUUUAGAAGAAAUGGAGAAUAUAUAUGUCAUGGGCGAUAGGGUCUUUAAUGUGUGAUAUAAUUUGGACUUCACUCUUCAAGAAACGUCACGUUCAUUGUGGAAAGAACAAAGUAGAAGUGAAUAUUUAAUUUUUUUUAUCAAUGUGUAAACAUGUAGGCUCGAAUACCUAUGUGAUACCUAUUAUUGGUGGAUAUUUGUCUUAGCUAGUGUUUUUUUUAAAUGAAUAUAUAUUUUUUUUCGAAAACUCUACUAGGAAACUGUUGAAAGA
Molecule: messenger RNA, 2274 nt
Organism: Glycine soja
Lineage: Eukaryota; Viridiplantae; Streptophyta; Magnoliopsida; Fabales; Fabaceae
Product: protein NRT1/ PTR FAMILY 5.2-like
Exons: 4
Coding region: 139-1911 (590 amino acids)
Biological process (GO): transmembrane transport; dipeptide transport
Cellular component (GO): membrane
Molecular function (GO): tripeptide transmembrane transporter activity; dipeptide transmembrane transporter activity
Source: RefSeq, a predicted model, not a curated record